AUGGCAGCAUCCGCCGCGAACAUCAGCGCAUACAAUCUGUCCCUGCCUGGCGGCACAUACACUGACGGUCCGCACGAGCUGCCUUGGAAUACAUACAACUACUGCUCUGCGCCAAGAGUGUCUAGGGAGCAUUAUGCACUACCUGAGGCAUCUCCUCAAGCUAAAUUGAAGCACCUCAUCUAUAUCCAGCGACACGAGAAGCGCACGCCUGACAAUCUCGUGCCUGGCAAGGAGAAUGAGUUUAACCCGCCGACGGGUUGGGACUGCACCGAUAUAGAGUACACAAAUUAUGCCACGGGUAUGCGGGCCGCUAGCUUGGCGCCAGUAGCGCAGAUAGACCCUCGCACUAGCACUCCCCCAUGGCAUCCGUUCCUCCAGCGUAUCUGGAAUGGGACGUGUGACAGCGGUACACUCACAGCGGGUGGACUGAUUAACGCCUUUAAGCACGGUCAAGAUUGGAUUGGCGUGUACGGACCUGGAGGACCUGCGGAGCUUGUAGAUGCCGUCAGCGAGGAAACGGUGCGUGUACGUACGAGUCCCGAGCCCCGCACGUUUCAAGUCAGCGGCGCAUUCCUAAAAGGUGCAGGGUACACAGAAGACAAACAUUUCCCGGUAGAGAUCCAGCCUAGCAACAUUGAUAGUAUUGUGCCUAGCUACUCUUGCGCGUAUGCAAAUGAUCUUCGGGCCAAGAUCGAGGAGGAGCAGUCUUGGAAAAAUCACCUCGGCAACAUCUCCGGCACUUUUGACGCGGUCAACGAGGUGCUCGGGACUGCAAAGGAAGCUGGCUGGAACUCCUGGAUCGACCACGCCUUUGACUUUUUGGCUUCUAGGCAAUGCCACGGUCACCCUCUCCCCACCAACCCGAACACCGGCGCCAGCAUAGAUCAAAAGACUGCGAGCAAUGUAUAUGCUGCGGGCGACUUCGAGUACAACUACAUCUGGAAUGCAUCUCCCCUCUCCGAUGAUUACGUUCGGUAUAGCUUCGGCGCCUUUAUUCUUGAGCUCUUGCGCGACUUGUCCUUCAUUCGAGAUGGCAAGAAUGCACACAAGGCGAAUCUCUACAUCGGUCAUGACGGCACCAUGGUGCGUCUGCUCAAGAGUCUUGCCCAAAGCGGCACUAUUCGCUGGCCUGCGCUCGGAAGCGAAGUCAUCUUUGAGAUUUGGGAACAGCAGACCAACACCGAGUCGGGUGCUGCUCCGAAGCAACACGUCAGAAUUUUGGCCUACGGUCAAGUGCUCACAUCCGAGGCAAAGCUGCUCACGGGCCGUGAAGGUCCGGCGUUGGCGGAAUGGACGCCCAUCGACGAUGUCAUCACCUACCUUCAGGACAGAAUACCUGCAGAUUUGGUGGCGCGCUGCAAUGGCAGCUGA
Ceraceosorus guamensis is the source of this 1371-nucleotide messenger RNA. RefSeq names its product phosphoglycerate mutase-like protein. The coding region runs from base 1 to 1371 and encodes 456 amino acids. Gene Ontology annotation, molecular function: phosphatase activity. The transcript has 5 exons. Lineage: Eukaryota; Fungi; Basidiomycota; Exobasidiomycetes; Ceraceosorales; Ceraceosoraceae. Gene Ontology annotation, biological process: dephosphorylation. The record is from RefSeq and is a predicted model, not a curated record.